Nestor notabilis (Kea) is the source of this 1884-nucleotide messenger RNA. Its product is annotated as titin-like. Lineage: Eukaryota; Metazoa; Chordata; Aves; Psittaciformes; Psittacidae. The record is from RefSeq and is a predicted model, not a curated record. The transcript is spliced from 12 exons. The annotation marks the transcript as partial.
AUGUUCCUGAUGCCAAGGUUGCAGUUCCACCUCAAAAGGCAGCUGAAGCUGCCCCUAUUCCUAUUCUUCUACCUCUUGUUCCACCACCAGAGGAGAAAAAGCCAGCAGAAAAAAAGAUUCCAGUAAAGAAAGUCUCCAAAAAGGUGGUUAAAAAAGGUCCUGAAGAAGUUCCACCACCAAAAGUUCCUGAGGUGCUGCCAGAGAAGCCCAAAGAGAUCAAAAUAACAUCCAUCGCAAGGAGAGAAGAGAUUCAUGAAGAAGAUAAGGAAAUAUAUGAAAAGCCCAAGGAACCUUAUGAAGAAUGGGAAGAAGAUUAUGGAGAAGACCAUGAAUAUUAUGUCAAGGAAGAAGGCUAUGAUGAAGGGGAAGAGGAAUGGGAAGAAGCUUAUGAGAAAAGAGAAGUGACUUAUGAAGAAAAACGAGUCAUUCAUGAAGUUGUUGAAGUUCCUAAGAAGCCUGUGCCUGAGAGAAAACCACCAACAAUUACAGCUGAAAAGAAGGAAAAGAAAGAAGUAACAGUUCAUAAAGUGCCUGAAGUGCCCAAGAAAGUUCCAGAAAAGAAAGUACCUAUCCUUGUACCUAAAAAGCCAGAACCUGCACCAGCCAAAGUGCCAGAAGUGCCCAAGAAAGUCACAGAUGAGAAAAUACCAGUGGUGGAGCCUAAGAAACCAGCAGUUCGACCAGCUAAAGUGCCUGAGGUACCACAGAAAGUGAUCCCAGAAGAGGUUUCAGUUAAAGUACCAAAGAAACCAGAACCUCCACCAACUAAAGUGCCUGAGGUGCCCAAGAAAGUUGUUUCUGAAGAAAAAGUACACAUUGAAGUUCCUAAAAAACCAGAACUUCCACCAACUAAAGAACCUGAGGUGCUGAAGAAAGUUGUUCCAGAAAAGAAAAUACCUGUGCCUAAAGAACCAGAACCUGUGGUUGUCCCAGAACCAGAGGCUGCACCUGAAGAACCAGAACCUGAAACAGUGGCCAAGACAACUUUUCCAGAAAAGAAAGUACCUCUUCCAGUUUCACAAAAAACAAAGCCCACUGCAGGACCCCCAGAACAAAAGCCUCAAGAGGUAAAACCUCAAGAACCAGAACCUGCUAGAGUGGCCCGGAAACAAAAGCCUGUUGUGGAACCCCAAAAAACAGAGUAUGUUGUGGCAUCUGAGGAGCCUAAGACUGUUUUGGCACCUCAAGCAACAGAAUAUGUUGUGGCAUUCCAAAAAGCAGAGCGUCUUGUGAUGCUUGAGAAAGAAGAGUUUAUUGUGGUACCUGAAGAACCCAAGCAUGAUGUGGCAUACCAAAAAACAAAGCAUGGCAUGAUGCCCCCAGAAGAAAAGCCUCUUGUGGAACCCCAAAAAACAUUCAUGGCCCCUGAGGAACCUGAGCUCAUUGUGGCACCUAAGGAGUCAGACACAGUUGCAUUAACCCAAAAAUCAGAGCAUUUUGUGGUGCCCCCCCAAAGAAAAUCUUUUGUGCCAUGCCAAAAAACAGAGCUUGUUGUAGCAACUGAAGCAACAGAGUUUGUUGCAGAUUUCCAAAAAUCAGUGCAUAUUGAAGAGUCCAGAAAAUCGAAGCAUGUUGUGGCAGCUGGCAAGCCAGAACCUGUCAUGGUGCCUGAGGAACCAGAACCAGUUUUAGCACCCCAAAAGCUAAAGCCUUCUACAGCACUUCAAAAACCAAAGCCUGAAGUGGCAUCUAAAGAACCAAAGCCUCUUCUGGCACCUGAGGAACCACCACCAGCCAAGUUGACCGAAAAGCAAGAGAGUGUUGCUCUACCUAAAAUACGAGCAGCUGCACAGCCUAAAGAGUAUGCAAUGCCAGAAAAGGCUGUCCCAGAAGAGAAAAUUCCUGUAGCUGUUCCUGAAAAGUCAGAACCUCCAUCAGUCAGAG